GGGUUGGAAUCCUAGGAAUAAGAAAGCUUUCUGUUUCGUUUCUUUGAAGAUAAUACAGAGUCGAGAUACAAACCAAGUGUCUUCCUUGUUUCUGUUUCUGAGGGGAACGGUUUCUUUCUCCAGGAUAGUUGCCAAGGCCCCCCCCCACACACACAUGGCCUUCGAGACGAUCCGGAGGGGCCGUGAAAAGCUCCUCACCUUCCUCCAGAGAGCACCUGAGCUCAUCUUGGAUGAUACAGCCGCCCAGGGCUUCAUCUCCGAGGCUGAUUAUGAAGCUUUGGAUAAGCUUCCGAAUCCAAAGGAGAAGAUGCGCAAACUUUUGGUCAAGGUCCAGAUCAAGGGGGAGCAGACCUGCCAUCGGUUCCUAGAAGGCAUCAGGAGCCUCUUUCCAGAUCUGCCGCCAGACCUGUGGCCUCCAGGAAGUGUGUGCUCAGAUCUAAAGCAAGGAGAUGGUUCUCCUGAUAAGGUUUUGGUCAACAGUGGGCCAGAAAAUUCAGAAGCGGAAGCAGUGAAAGUGAAGGAAGAACUAUCAACCAAGGAUUCAAAAGACAAAGAAUUAGAAAAUGUAUCUGGCAUUCAAGAACCUGAUCAGGAAGCGAUGGAGACAGAAAGUUUUGAUGAAGGGGUUAAGAGCUUCCUGAUGAAGUUGGGUCUCCACAAGCGAUGCAUGAAACUCACCAUGGGAGAAAUCUUGGAGAUCAACUCAGAAAGCCUCACACCAGUGGCUCCUCAGACACUGGAAGAUUUACCUCAGCACUUCUUGAGAAAACUAAUGGCUCUCAGUGGGACAGCCAGAAAUACAGACCUUGGGCACCAGGAUGAGGAAGAGUCAAAUGAGGAGGUUGAUAUGGAUGAUGAAGGGUUCUUUUUGAGAGGAAUGAACUCUGAGGUUUCUGUAAACCCCCUUGAUGUCCUUUGUGCUGUCUUGUUCUGCUCUGACAGCUUCCUUCAACAGGAGAUCUUCCUCAAAAUGUCCAUGUGCCAGUUUGCCCUCCCUUUGAUCCUGCCACCUCCCAAAUGUACCUUUAUGCUCUGGGCUCUAAGGGACAUUGUGAGAAAAUGGAGGCCUCACUGCCUGGUAGAGCAGAGAGGCUUUAGAGAGGAUAGCCUGGUGCAAACAUCCAUGCCAACCAUUUCUUUUGUGCGGAUUGGCAGAUCCAGCCUCUCUAAAUCCAGGCUUCUCAAUGAGGUCCUCAGCUCCCCUCAACAGCAUCAUGACUUCUUUAUACACAGGGAUAUGGAGUGCGGGAGUGCUCCACGAGAGAUCAGUGAUGGGCUGGUAGAAAUUGCCUGGUAUUUUCCUGCAGGGAGGGAAAAUUCAGAUCUCUUCCCAGAGCCUGUGGCCAUUACAAAUCUUCGUGGGGACAUAGAGUCACACUGGCCGCAAUUCAGCUUUUUAACAGAGGUUUCAUCAGCUGUGUUCAUCCUUACAGAGAACAUGUCUGACAAGCAAUAUGACAUGCUAGCCACUCUCCAGGGCUCAACAUCUAAAUACUACUUUAUCUUGAACGUGGAUGGUGAGAAAUCAAAGGAAACACUGAAGUUCCUGAACAAACUCGCACCACUGUUGAGCAUGACCAAAUCACAAAUACUGCUGAAAGAAAGGAAUAAAAAUACCACAGAAUUUGUAAAGAAAUUCCGGUCAACCAUAAGGAACAUUGUUAACUCUCCUCAAAAGGUGAUCAGUAUUCAAGAAAUGGCAAAGGUCAGCCAAGAACUGGGGAUCCAGACUGAUGAAGACACAAAGGCCUGCCAGAAUGGCACUUUGCAUGGCAAUGAAAUUAUUGAAGAAAUAGAAGAUGUUGUGGCCUACAAGAAGGAAAUGUUGAAACUUCAAGGGGACUUGUGGAGAAACCUGGCCAAAGUGGAGAAAGAACUGUGCAGGAUGAAAAGGCAAGCUGAUAUGCCAGCUGAAGAUUACAAGGCUCAACUGAGAAAAAAAUUGAUAGCCUUACGCUCACAGCAGAAUCAAUGUGACCUCACUAAUGGAAUAACAAAAUUUAUUAAUGGAAUACAGCAGCUUCACCCAGUGGAGAAAAGUUAUUUCCUGAAAUGGCUGAAGUUCAACCUGGAUUGCACUGCUAGGAAAAACUUGUCAAAUUUAAGAGAACAGUAUAAAGAACUUUACCACACUGCGGGAAAUGAUCCACGACAGCUAGCACAGCUGGAUGAAUUAAUUUCCACCAGUUCGUUAGGUGUGGAACACUUCAUGCGUGAGCUGGGGCAGUUUUAUGAAGCAGAGUACAUGAUGGUAAAGGAAGGCAAGAUAACUGAGGAAUGUAGACAGUUUGUACUUCUGCCAGACAUAGCUGCUGAUCUAAUGCUGGAAGGGUUUCCAAUGGAGUUGAUUGAUGGAGAUGCAUCUAACAUUCCCCUGCAGUGGAUAAUUGAUGUUUUGACUGCACUUCAUUCCAAACUAGGGGGCAAGUCCAGGAUGAAGGUUCUAACAGUAUUGGGUGUCCAGAGCACUGGCAAAUCUACCCUUCUCAAUACUAUGUUUGGACUACAGUUUGCAGUCAGCAGUGGCCGAUGUACUCGAGGGGCAUUCAUGACACUCCUAAGAGUCUCAGAGGAUUUCCAGAAAGAGCUCAGUUGCAAUUUCAUCUUGGUGAUAGACACAGAAGGACUGAAAGCCCCUGAGCUGGCUAAAUUGGAGGACAGCUAUGAACAUGAUAAUGAAUUGGCUACCCUGGUGAUCGGACUGAGUGACAUAACUCUUGUGAACCUGGCCAUGGAGAAUGCCACUGAGAUGAAGGAUAUCCUGCAGAUUGUAGUCCAUGCCUUUCUGAGGAUGGAGGAAACCGGGCACAAACCCAACUGCCAGUUUGUUCACCAGAAUGUCAGUGAUGUUUCUGCCCAUGAUCAAAACAUGAGGGACAGGAAACGUCUCCUAGAGCAGCUCAAUGAUAUGACCAGAGCUGCAGCGAGAAUGGAGAAACAAUUCAGGGAAGUGUCCUUUUCAGAUAUUAUGGACUACAAUCCAGAAAAACACAACUGGUACAUCCCUGGUUUGUGGCACGGAGUCCCACCCAUGGCCCCAGUAAACAUGGGAUAUAGCGAGGGUGUGUCAGAUCUGAAAAGAUCCCUGUUUGAAUAUAUGAAGACUUGCUCCCAAAACAGACGUUCCAAAGACAUCCCCCAGUUUGUAGAAUGGGUGAGAAGCCUGUGGAAUGCUGUGAAACAUGAAAAUUUUAUCUUCAGCUUCCGUAACAGCCUUGUAGCUGAUGCUUACAAUCAACUCUCAGCAAAGUAUUCAGAAUGGGAAUGGGAUUUCCAGAAGGAGAUGCAUCUGUGGGUGUCCAAAGCUGAUACCACAAUUCAAAAUCAGUCCCUAGAAGAUAUAGAGUCAGGUGCAUUAGACAAAUUGAGAUUAGAAGCUGAUCAGAAAUUGUGUGAUGGCCAACAAAAGAUGUUACAGUGCAUACAGAACUAUUUUGAGAGUGACAGAGACAGUCUGCAUCUCAUAGAAAAGUACAGAGAAGAUUUCAUUAGAAGUGCAAAAGGUCUCCGGGAACAGCUGGAAAGCUACUGCAUUAAGAAGUGUCAGCAGGCCUUCCUCAUACGCAAGGGGCAGAGUAAGAUAGAUAGUCUUCAGGCCAAGUAUGUGAAAACCAUGGAAGGGAAGGUAAACAAGCUUCUGGAAGAGUGUAAAAGAAAGAAGUCCAAGUUAAAUUCUUUUGAACUGAAUAAAGAAUUUAAGAAAAUGUGGAAGGAAACCUUGCUGGAGUUGCCACCUAGUAAUUUAACUCGCCGUGAAAUUUAUACAGAUUUCCACUUUCAGCUCCAAAAAGAUCUUGAAGUACGGGGCGGCUUUGCCAACCAACUCUUCCAGAGGCUGCCCUGCUUUUCAGCCCGUCCCAGGCGUCCUUUCACCAUGCAAGAUUGUUAUCUAGAAAAAUCAUUCAUGAGAACAUUAAAAGGUCUGUUAUACAAGGAUUAUAUCCAAGAACUAGAUGAAUAUACCCGAUCCUUGAUUUGCAAAUGUGAGAGUUAUGUCACAGAGAAAGUCAGCACAAAAGGAGACUACGAUGAAACAUAUUGCCGUGAGUUGCUGAGAAUGAUCAAUGAACAGCUUCAAGGAAAAGAUUUUCGAAACCUUCACACUACCAUUCAUUUUGAAGUGGAUCUGAAAUAUUUCAUUCUGGGAAAAGCAGCUAAUGCUUUUCAGAAAAUGCAUACCAAAUUCUUUGAGGCAAACAACCCUCAUCGAUGUCUAGAAAAACUCAAACCUCAAUACUUAUCCACCUUCAAAGACCUUUACUAUGAGAAGGACGCUUGUCAGAAAAGAGCCAAGGAUUUUUGCGAUUUGUGUCUAAAACCAGCUCUUGUGGACCACCUCCACAAGAGACUUGGGAUAGAAAUAGUAGAUGAUCUCCUCAGCAGCGGGCAAUCCCUUCAGUAUGGAAGUAGGAGCUUCUUUCAGUUCACAGUGCAGAAGACAUUGCUUGAAGAGCAAAACUUUGAGGACUAUGUCGAGUACAUAAACAGGUAUGAGAAGUUUGUGAAAUCUUGGAUACAGGCACACCUAUUAGACCAUUACAAAGAGAGAGAAGAGUUAGCCAUCUUGGAGCGAGGAAUCCUGUCUACUGUAAUGAAGAAGGCAAAAGAGGUUCUGGAGAGGCAUGAGAAUGAAACUGAGCCUUUGGCUGAAUUCUUGGAGCAUUUUUGCCAGAAGCUGAGUGAAGAGCUUGUAAUCUCAAAAGACAGUUUGGAUGUCAUCCUCUUCAAUAACACUGCCAAUGCUAAAUCUUUCUCAGCUGAGGUACAGGCCUGUAUCCCCACAGUGAUAGAAGACAUCCUUUCAGAGAAUUUCAAGAUGAGUGUUGAAGCUAUACUUUUAAACCUUCCAUUCAAGCCACAGGAUGAAAUCUUCAAGCGUGUGUUUGGCUGUGGGAAACAGUGCCCUUUCUGUAAAGUCCCCUGUGAAGCUGGAGGUGGCGGUCACCAAGAACACUUCGCAUCAGUCCAUCGGCCUGAAGGGUUAGGCCGGUAUCGUGAUUAUACAACAAACAUACUUGUUUAUUCCUUAUGUUCAUCUAGCGUUAGUUCCAAUGGGAACUUUAGAAAUAGUGACACAGCUGGAAAAUGGCAUCCUUAUAAACAGUAUCGCCAGCACUAUCCUGACUGGCGCAUCCAACCCGAUGCUAGCAUCACAGCCUCAGAUUAUUGGAAGUUUGUGUUCAAAGAAUUCAAUCAGCAGUUUGCUAAAGAAUAUGAUGCCCUCCCUGCUGAUCUCCCUGAGGACUGGGAAAGAUUAACCAAACAGCAGGCCCUGGAAAGCAUCCAAGAAACCUUUAAUAUGAAAUAACAAAGGUUGCCUUUUUCAGCUUGACUCCCAACUGCCUGGAAAUACUGUCUGUAGUUAACACAAAUGACUCUACACCUCUAAACUGUAACGUUAUUGGCAUGGUGUGGUGAUCUCUAGAACUCUGAGCUGGCAUGGAUUUUUCUUGCUGCAGUUCUGGGGGACAGAAAGUGAAAAUGAGCCCAGUAAGCCCAAACUAGACAAUUAGGCUUAAACUGUUUCUGUGACUAAAAAGUUUUAUAAUAACGUAUAGCAGUCACAGUGCCACAAUGGAAAGCAAAUAAUGGAAUGCAAAUAAUCCAAAAUGCAGUGAGUUCUGCCCUCCAUUUUGCCAGACACAGAACUUAUGAAGGAAAAAUCCAGGUGACACUGUUGUAUCUUAAAUAAUCACUGUGAAGAUUAUACUGUAGAUCUGGUUUCCCCAGCAUGGUAGCCAUGGAGUGGCCUCCAGGUGUACCUGGAAGGGGGGCAAAAUGGGUUUUUUUGAGUUUUUGCUGCUUAUGGUAUAACACAGACAGUGACUUUAUGUUAAGGUAUUUUAUGUAAAGAAUCUUUUUUUAUUUCUACAUAAAUUCAUUAGAUAUGUGCCAAAUGAAGGCUGAUACUGCCAGGUGAAGGUUUCUUAGUUAGUCCAAUAAGUAUAUUUAUUUUGUGCGGAAGCCUUUUCAAACAAUAUGUUAAUUCUAAAAGGCAUCCUGUUAAACAUUUUGUGUCAGCAUUCCAAAGGUACCGCAGCUUGGAAAAAGUUUGUGAGCCACAAUAGUUCAACCUGGUAAUAAAAGAAGCCCAAGGACUGAUAUUCCAUUUCAGGCCAUGUGUACCUGGUGUUCCUAAACCAUCACAGCUAUGGCUGUUGGGAAAAACCAUAUCUGAAAAGAGCUGGAAACUGAUUGGAUAAUUCACAGAACAAGACUAUCCAGCUUAUUCAGAAAGUGAAUUAUUAAUAUUAUUUACUGCCAUUCUAUUAAAGUUAAUACGUGCCUGAGAAAUUCCUUACUCUUGUAAUAAGUCACUGAUGUCCUUUGUACCCCAAAACUUGUUUUCCUGGAAUCAACUGUGCAUACAGAUGUCCCUAAAUUCAUACCUGUUCUUUUGAAUAGUUACACUCAUGAAUAAGCAGGGGCAGUGCACUCUCUUUCCUGUGGGCUUUUUUCAAAUGUUUGCAUCUGUUCAAUAAAUAACUUUAAUUUGUGCA
Messenger RNA from Heteronotia binoei (common prickly gecko), 6500 nucleotides. RefSeq names its product up-regulator of cell proliferation-like. The transcript has 6 exons. The coding region runs from base 155 to 5308 and encodes 1717 amino acids. The record is from RefSeq and is a predicted model, not a curated record. NCBI's taxonomy places the organism in Eukaryota, Metazoa, Chordata, Lepidosauria, Squamata, Gekkonidae. Gene Ontology annotation, biological process: regulation of apoptotic process. Gene Ontology annotation, molecular function: GTP binding.